AUGAAUAGAAAUAUCCAUGCCAAAAACCAACCAGAUUAUAACAAUGAAAAGAAUGUAGUGGGAUGUAUGGUAAAUUUGGCUGAUGAAGACCUACCAAAAGAUACCAUUAUUUUUUCAAUUGGAUCUGGUGUUAACAUAAUACCCAAAUCAUUAUUACCCAACUCAUUAUUAAAUCAACUGAAAAAGUCUAAUGUUAUAAUUAGAACCCUCAAUAAUCAGCUUGUACCCUCCUCCGGAGUUAUAGAUAUAGGUAUUGAACUAAUCUCUAAUGAGGGAAAUCCCUUUACAAUGUUUGGUAAAUUCGAAGUUGUAGAAGAUUUUAUGGUAAUUAUUAUUGGUCUCCCUAUGAUAGGAGAAUUAAAGUUAGAAUUACGGGGGGGUGAAUGGGGUGCAUACAAUAUCAAAUUUAAAAACAACAUUAGACCAAACAAAAUCUUUCAAUAUAGAUUAUUAAAUUAA
Molecule: messenger RNA, 459 nt
Organism: Dictyostelium purpureum
Lineage: Eukaryota; Evosea; Eumycetozoa; Dictyosteliales; Dictyosteliaceae
Exons: 1
Coding region: 1-459 (152 amino acids)
Source: RefSeq, a predicted model, not a curated record